UUGACGUCACGUCAAAGAAAUGUUGACAUUUUUAUGGUAGGCUAACUUUUCAUGCAAUUUUCGUAACGGAAACUAUCAAAAUAGCAUCGAAAUGCGCACCGCAGCACCCUCGCCUUGCAUACCCGUAGGAACCGAGUAAGUUGAGGCGGCGGGCAUUCCUUGAUCAACACCUGGGAAUGAAGGGAUUCCGCUUCAACCUAGGAGCCUUUGCGAAGAAGAAACUAGUUAUGGGCAUCGACAAGCUUAUUUCCAAAAUGCCAUGCGAAACUGUUCUCAAAAAAAUGGAUAGUGUACUCUUUAGACCAAUAGCUCAUGCUUGUGAAUGUGUCAUCGAUGACAUGAAAUCUAAAGAAGCGGAAAGCGAUGACAUGAUGAACGUCUCGGAGCUGCUGGGCCAGAUAGCCAGGCUGGAGGAAGAGAUGCAGGCGCUCCGGGAGGAAUGUACGUCCCAGGAACACGACCUUGAAGAGGCUAAUGGACUACUGGAAGAAGUCUGCCCAGAUACUGCAGAUUUGAAAGCUGCGUGUGAAGAAAACCCACAAUUCAGUUUUGUUCAGUCAGACAGUGGCUGUGAAGCGAUUUGUUACUAUGCCAGUACUGACCUCACGGACUACGCAGGCGCAGAGGAGGUCUGCUCAGCCGCAGGUGGCUCCCUCGUCACCAUGGAUACCAUGACGAAGAACGCCCUGAUGACUGAUACUGUGAGGAAAAAUUUCCCCACCAGUAGUUUCUGGAUCGGAUUGACUUUUGACGAUGGUGAGUGGAAGUGGCAAGGGUCCGAACCGGUGACCUACACAGACUGGGCCAACGGCGAACCGGACUCCAAACAGUACUGCGCAUCUCUCAACAAAGCCGCCCAACACCGCUGGUUCGACUGGAAAUGCACCACCGCAGACAAGAACGGCGCCCUCUGUGAACUCAAUAUCCAGGACGACUUUGAAGAAGACUAAUAGGGGAGAUAAUCUCAGUUCACCCAAUAGACGAUCUUCAGCUCUUUUGGUCUAUAUAAAAAAAUAAACACUGUUAAUCAGUUA
Messenger RNA from Gigantopelta aegis, 1034 nucleotides. Its product is annotated as C-type lectin lectoxin-Lio2-like. The coding region runs from base 177 to 950 and encodes 257 amino acids. The transcript is spliced from 6 exons. Lineage: Eukaryota; Metazoa; Mollusca; Gastropoda; Neomphalida; Peltospiridae. The record is from RefSeq and is a predicted model, not a curated record.